AGCCCCUCCUCCCCCCCCCACCACCACCAACCACGGCAGUCCCCACCGGCGGCCAUGCUCCGCGAGACGCGCCAUCUGUGGGUGGGGAACCUUCCCGACAAUGUUCGCGAGGAAAAAAUCGUCGAUCACUUCAAACGGUACGGCCGCGUGGAGAGCGUCAAGAUCCUGCCCAGGCGCGGCUCGGAGGGCGGCGGCGUGGCGGCGUUCGUCGACUUUGUGGACAUCAAGAGCGCGCAGAAGGCCCACAAUGCAUCUCACCAGAUGGGCGAGCGCGAGCUGCGCACCGACUACAACGAGCCCGGCGCCGCCUCCGCCGCCUCCGCCGCCUCCUCCGGCGCCUCCUCCGGCGCCUCCGGCGGCGGCCGAGGCGCCGACCACCACGACGGUGGAGGGGUGGGCGGCCCGGUCGGGGCUGCGGGGGCGACGACGUCGUCGGCGUCGUCGUCGGCGCAGCCGGGAGCCGCC
This is a messenger RNA of Petromyzon marinus (sea lamprey), 465 nucleotides long. The record is from RefSeq and is a predicted model, not a curated record. Lineage: Eukaryota; Metazoa; Chordata; Hyperoartia; Petromyzontiformes; Petromyzontidae.